AGAUGUCUGUAUCCCCUUGUGUAAGAGGGAGAUAAUUGGCAAAGGGCCUUAUCUCCCAUCCUUCUGCAACAAUGGAAACAGAAUUGCUGUUGGCUCCUAUCACUGCUCUGGAGAUUGUUGGAGAUCAUCUGGUAGCAGGUGAAGGACCCAUUGUAAGUAUCUACACUUUGGAGCCUGAUGCCAUCCGGUCUCUAAGAUGUUUCAAACAGGUCCUUCGCAACUAUAACAUCCAUGGUAUCAAAGAGCGACAGAAACUGGUUCCGGAAGCCAAUGAAGCGACCACCUUGGCAGUCUUUGGGGGCAAAAGCCUUGUUGUCAUAGAGUUCAGCCUCCAGAACAGCAUGAUAAAGUUAGCUGAGCUCUUUCCUUUCUGUGAACUGCAUGAUUGGAUCUGGGACCUGCAGUGGCUGGAAGGCAGCACCGAGACCUCCAACUGUGUGGCUUUGGCUCUAGGCCAUAACUCUGUGGCUCUAUAUGACUGUGUUGGCCAAAGGAUCCUCCAAGAAGUGCACUGCCAAGAGAAAUGCAUCCUCUACUCUGCCCAUUUGGUUGGGAGCAGGUGGGACAGUUUGGUUCUGGUGGCUGGCACUGUCUUUAACCAGCUGGUGAUCUGGCGUGCAGCUGACCAAGCGGACGACACAGGGAGGAUACAACCCCACAGCAGGAUCAGCGGGCACCACGGUGUCAUCUUCAGCAUCUGCUACUUGGAAAGCAAAGGUAUCUUGGCCUCAGCUUCAGAUGACAGGAGCCUGCGGCUGUGGGGCAUCAGCAACCUCCAAGCGCCUCCAGAUCACAUCCCAUGCUUGCUGGUAUGCUAUGGGCACCAGUCCAGAGUGUGGUCGGUCCGGCUACUGAAUGACUACAUCAUCAGCAUAGGGGAAGAUUCAGCGUGUCUCAUGUGGAACUACCAAGGCGAGAUUGUUCGCAGCUUCAAAGGACACAAAGGCCAAGGCCUGCGCUCAGUGGCUGUGCAUGAGGUGCAGGGCUGUGUCUUCACAGGUGGGGCCGAUUCUGGCAUUCGAUGCUGGUGCUGCAAAAGGUCGAGGACCAACGGGAGCAGCCUUUUGCAACUCAAUUUCCCAUCACCUCAAAGAAAAGGAUUACCCAGAGCUGUGAAACUGGUGGAUACUGGCCAUCUCCUCAUAGUGACCGAUGCUGGGGCUGUGUACUCUUAUGACUUGACCUCUAACGCCUGGACGUUGAUCCUGGAGGAUGCUGCUUAUCGAUCCUACAGCCUCCUAGAAGUGUCUGAGCUUGCAGAGGGAGAUAUUCUAUGUGCCAUGGGCAAUAUUUCAGGGCAGGUCAAGCUAUUCCUUCUCCGCAACCCUGCUCAAGCCAAGGAUCUUAACGUAUAUGCAGAGAAAGUGCACAGCCUGAGCUGGUCCUCACGCCCAGGCCAGGAUCUCAAUACCUGCAGUCUCUUUGUGUCUGGGUCAGCUGGCGUUCUGCUGUGGCUGGAGGUGUCUUACCACCCACCUGAUGCCAUCACUGUGGUGGUAAAGAAAUGCUUCGUCCUGCCACCUUGCAAGCAGCGAUGGCACACGUGCACUACCUUCCUUCCCCAAGGAGAUUUUCUGCUCUGUGGUGACCGCCGGGGCUCACUGAUGCUGUUUGCAUGUGGGACCCCUCUUGACUUAGAACACGAGAAGACGUCAGGGAGAGGAGACUUAGGCUACUCUGAUUCAGUGACGGUCUGUAACGGGCCAGAGCUGGCCUUUCCUAUUAGAGGGGAGGGGACACAUGCUGAGGGCCCUGUUUCUCUCAUCUUUGGACUACAUGGGAAGACUGGCGUAACCUCUGUAGCCUGCCACAAUAACUUCAUCUAUAGCACAGGGCGUGAUGGCUGCUACCGGCAGCUCCAGGUUCUGGGCUGGCAGCUCCAAGUGUUGAGGAAGCAGAAGCCAUGCAAAGGCCUGGAGUGGCUGGAAGGGUUGCAUUUCAGCUCUGACGGCAGCACCUGGGUCCUGGGCUUCCACGCUGCCCACUUUGUGCUCUGGGAUGUGAGCAGCAACGAAAUGCUGCUCAGCAUCCCAUGUGGGGGUGGCCACCGCUCCUGGAGCCACACCCACCGCCUCUCUGCUGAGACUUUUGCUUAUGUCAGAUCUGGAGAUGUGGUGGUCUACCAAAGUAGAGAUGCAUCCAAUGGGCAGCGAGUCCUCAAAAAAUCUUUGCAUGGGCGAGAGCUGACGUGUGUGUGCCAUGUCGGAACUUUGAAAACAUCCGGGCAGGACCUGGUGAGUGUCUUUGCCACUGGCAGCGAGGACAACAUGGUGAAUAUUCUAGCCUUUGGUACACAGUCUCAUACAUUGACCCACCUCACAGCUAUCGGUGACCAUAUCUCGAGUGUGAGAGCUCUGGCCGUGAUGGAGAGCAGCACCAUUGAGCAAGAGACAGGGAGCACCUCCUCCUUCGUCCUUUUCUCAGCAGGCGGCCGGGCCCAGAUUGAAUGUUACCGUUUACGGCUUAGUCCAGACUGUGGUUCCAGCAGUGGGGUGUUGUGCCAGCUGGCCCAUGUGGCAUCCCAUCGGCUGGACGAGCAGUGGGAUCGCAUGAAGAAUAAGCACAAGUUGAUCAAGAUGGACCCAGAGACCAGGUAUAUGUCUAUUGCAGUGUUGGCAACUAGUCCUGAGGAUGCCGAGCUGCCCGGUCCCUUACUCUUUCUGGCUGCUGCCUGCAGUGAUGGUUCUGUCCGGCUCUUCUUACUGCUGGAGCACACUCAGAAACUGUGGCUUGUGGCAGAGUCCUUUCACCAUCAGCGCUGUGUCCUGAAAGUCCAAGUGUUUACGUGCAAGACAGCUGAGAGAGAAAGGAGACACUACCUGGUCAGCGCUGCCACUGAUGGGGGCAUUGCAUUUUGGGAUAUCACAGCUACCAUUGAUUGUGCCAUGGAGACUGUAAAGGCAGAAGUCAAAGAGAUGAAACUUUUGGCUCUGGGAACACCAGUCUUAAUCAUCCAGGCUCACAGUUGUGGUGUGAAUAGCCUCCACAUCCAGGAAAGAGCGAGUGGCCAUUUCCUUGUGGCCAGCGGCAGCGAUGAUGGUUCCAUCCACAUCUGUGUUGUUGAAGUGAAUGCCAAAAGCAUUGUCGACCAGGGAACCACUGUUGGGGCUGGCAUCUGCGUCCUCAGGAAAUUCUCAAGGCUUUGUGCACAUGCAGCUCACGUGACGGGCGUCCGACUCCUGCAUCCCAGCUACCUCCUUUCUGUUUCUGUGGACCAGCGCCUGACAUUGUGGUGCCUGAGUGAGGAGAGCCUAUCUUUUGUGCGUAGCAAGUUUUGCCACGUAGCUGAUGUGGCUUCUCUAGAGUGUUGGGAAAGUGGGCAGCAUGGCUGGCAUAGCGUGGUAUGUGGCCAGGGUCUUGAGAUUCUCUGGUGCAAAGUGUGAACAAAGGCCUGCUGGGAAUGUGCCAGGUGCAUAAAUAAAAGCUUUUGUGCCCUGACUUGAUAGCCCAGGCAAGCCCAAUCUCGUCAGAUCUCAGAAGCUAAGCAGGGCUGACUCUGGCAAGUACUUGGAUGAGAGACCUCCUUGGAAGACCCAGCAGUUGGGAGGUGGGGCAGUCUUUAUUCAGCCACCUCCCUGAAUAUCCUCCAGGCCCCCAGUGGGGAUCAAUCACCAGAGGUCGCCAUGACCCUCAGGUAUAUGCACGCACACACAAAUACAAUAAAUAAAUAAAAGGUUUUGUAUGAGAAAAACAAA
This is a messenger RNA of Heteronotia binoei (common prickly gecko), 3695 nucleotides long. It is a transcript of the gene WDR6, whose product is annotated as WD repeat domain 6. Gene Ontology annotation, molecular function: protein binding. The record is from RefSeq and is a predicted model, not a curated record. The transcript is spliced from 6 exons. The coding region runs from base 72 to 3383 and encodes 1103 amino acids. NCBI's taxonomy places the organism in Eukaryota, Metazoa, Chordata, Lepidosauria, Squamata, Gekkonidae. Gene Ontology annotation, biological process: tRNA methylation. Gene Ontology annotation, cellular component: cytoplasm.